Messenger RNA from Danio rerio (zebrafish), 8029 nucleotides. The record is from RefSeq and is a predicted model, not a curated record. NCBI's taxonomy places the organism in Eukaryota, Metazoa, Chordata, Actinopteri, Cypriniformes, Danionidae.
AGAGAGAGAGAGUGGUGCAGCGGCAGUACUCAGGCAGAUUGAGCAUCAUCUCUGGAGGAGGGAGAACGCAAGCGCGCUGCCGCAGCACACAGAACCUGAAUGAUCGCCAUGGCAACAACAGCAUCAGUACCAGCAGCAUCAGCCGCCGCCGUGAGCCGCUCAUGUCAACACUGUGAGCUGCCACACUCACACUAACUCACACACACACACCCUGCCUCUCAACUUAAUGACAUAGGAUCACAGCGGGCGCGCGGAUCACGUCUCCGGAGCAUCGCUCUGGCAGGUGAUGGAAUAAAUGAUGUCGGAAGUUCAGGGCACUGUGGAGUUUUCACUGGAGCUGCACAAGUUUCACAAUGUGGAUCUUUUCCAGAGAGGCUUCUAUCAGGUGAGGGCUGGUCUGCGUGUUUCUCCCCGGGUUCCUCACCGAAUCACUGCUACAACACCUGGGUACACAGGCGAGUGCAGUUUCAGCAAUGCGGGCGUUCAUGAUGGAGGGGUUUUUAGUAGAAUCUUCCAGAUCCUCUAUAGGAAUGAAGAGGUGACGCUGGAGGACCACAUUAACUUCAGACUGCACCUGCUGCUGGACGGAGAGAGGGUGGAGGAAGCUGUGAGUGAAGUAGACGUUCAGCUCAAACUAGAUCUGCACUUCACUGACAAUGAACAGCAGCUGGCUGACAUCUCUUCAGUGCCUGUGAUCAGCAGCAGGACUCUGGGUUUGCAUUUCCAUCCCCAGCAGGGCCUGCAUCACCACCUGCCCGUCAUGUUUGACUACUUCCACCUGUCCGUCAUCUCCGUCUCUAUCCACGCCUCCCUAGUGGCUCUGCACCAACCGCUGAUCAGUUUUGCCCGCAGUGGGAAAGGGACGUGGCUUGGUAAGGGAUCUCCAGAAAGCGAGGCUCCGCCCUCUGCCAUGUCAGUGGAGAAUCUGAUGUUCGGAGCCGGAUACUGCAAACCUGUUCCCACAGAGGGCAGUUUUUACGUGCCGUCGGAGAACUGUCUGCAGCGAGCGUACACGUGGCACCGGCGCAUCUGUAAACUGUUGCUGGCGGCUCACAGGGCUCUGCGCUCAUAUUACACCACACUAAUGAAGGAGAUCCCUCAACUGCAACACAUCCAAACAGAGGAUCUUCCCCUUGAAGAAACAUUGAACCAGCUCACCAUUGAACUGCAGCUGCAGAGCGGUCAUGAGAAAGUGGCAGAACAGAUCAGCAAAGAUCUGACGCAGCUCUGCGCUCAACUCUCUGCUCUUUGGACACAGUUUUUGGAAUCCACGGUUCCCAAUCCAUACAUCCGAUCAUACCUGGCCCAGGAGCACCACACACUCCGGGUCAGGAGAUUUUCUGAAGCAUAUUUCUUCACUGAACAUCCCAAAGAGUCUUCGCUCACAUUUCAGGAAGAGCUAAUCAACAGACAUGCACAGGUUUCCACAGAGAUGCGCAAUUCAGAUUACCUGCUCCGUAUGCCUCCUCUUCCGGUGGAGUGUCUGGACAUUGAUGGAGACUGGAGCAGCCUGCCAAUCAUCUUUGAGGACAGAUAUGUGGACACGCCCUGUUUAGACUACAAUGUCGUCCAUGAGCAAAAUCAGGCUGUCUUGAACUCUCAGCCUUGUUUUGAGCCGACUAGGGUAAAAGGCCAAACAGCCAGUCCAGCUGAGAAAACACAGGACACCAGUUUACCAGCAACAAGCCCUGAGGAACCUCCAUCUGAAGACUGUACAGAAAUGCCCACAUACAUGACCCUGACUGACCACCAGGAUGAUGAUGUCACUGAACAUAUCAAACCCAGACCUCAAGCAGAGACUCUGACUGACCAUGUGGAGGAGGCAGAUAUUGAUGGAUGCGAAUUUAUUACGACAAGCUCUAAUUCAAGAAUCCAUUCUGUAGAUGAGGUCACGUGCCAAUAUGAAAAUGAUGGCAACACUAUGUCGGUAGACACCGAUGAUGUAAUAGAUAACCAAGAGAAAACCAGCUGCCAAAAAGAAGCUGCUAAUGAAUCCGAUCAUACAAGUUCACAACAAACUAAUGUUUUUAAUAGUGGGCAGCCAUUGCUGCUUGUUCCCACAGAUCUUGGAGAACUUCCUGACCUUACCAGCCUUGGCAGCUUCGAAUUUUUACCCACAUAUAAUCAUGAUGACAAUCUCGAAACACCAGGUGAUACUGGGAGUCCUGACAACCAGGAGCCACAAACGGUUUUCGAUAACAGACACAUCCAAGCACCUGCAAAGGAUUACGGAGGCAAGGAUACAUCACCAGGUAUUCUACUGAAGGCUACCCUACCUGGAACAGACCCUUUAGUCACAUCCCCUUCACGUAAUGUUAUACAUCAGAUCCGCCGUUUAUCUGAGACUCCACCCAGGGGUGUGUUUUUGGGCGGGGCUAAGCUAAUGAAUCGCUCCUCCUCUGUGAUCUCAGACUCUGGAAUUGAGAGCGAGCCAAGCUCGGUGGCCUGGACUUUGGAGGGUAGGGGAGUUGUCGCAGGGGGUCGUGACAUCUUGCAGAGCUUGGCGCGCUGUCGGACUGCCCAUCAGAGCUCUUUGGAGGGCUUACAAACCGAAAGUCAUGGCAGCCUGCCAAGUGCCACACAGGCCUCUUUGACCUCUAUAAGCUCUCUGCCGUAUGAAGAGGAGGAGGAUAGACAGCUCAACACGUUAACCAAAUCUGCCUCAGCUCCGCAGAUCAGCAGCCCUGACGACACAGAGGAAGAUCGUGAAACACCCAAUCAGGAGACGAGGACUGUGUGUGAGGCCAAUCAGGUGACAGGGACUAGGUGUGAGGCCAAUCCGAUGAGGCAGAAUAAAGAAUCUGCCAAUGAGGUGAAAAGGAAUCUCCAAAUGGAGGAAACUACCCAACAGGAUACUACAAAUGUCCUUGUAGCCAAUCACAUAAGGGAUGAAGCUGCCAAUGAGGUGAAGCAGACUCUUCAAGAGGUUACUAGGGAGGAUGGAAACACAACAACCAAUCAAGAGAAAAGGAAUGUUUGUGUGGCCAAUCAGUUGAGGAAGAGUGAGGUUGCUGCCAAUGAGGUGAAGCAGAAUCUUCAAGGAGUUUUUAGGGAGGAUGGAAACGAAACAAGCAAUCAGGAGAUCGAUAUAGAAGAGUCGUCCAAUCAGGAUAUCACAGAUCUUACUUUUGUGAAUCCUGAAAUGCUACUAUACCAGCAAUUUUUGAUGGAUAGUGGUAAAGAUGCCACAUUGGAGGAACUAACUGAAAACUCCAAGGACUUUCAAGGAAACAUUUUGCUUAAGGAGUAUUUGAUGGAUGAAAGCACAGAGAUUUGUCGAUGUGAAGAUGAAUACUGCGAACACAAAAGGAAGCUGGAGUCAAACCAGUAUCACAAGGAUGCUGACGACAUCAGUGUCUGUCAUAUUCAUUUGAACGAACUGGAAGUAGCAAGUAUGGAGAACCUCCCAGAACCAACAACCAAUGACAAGAGGACUCAUGGAAUUGCAGCCAAUGAGAAAGAAAGGCCUGCUGAUCCCAUUGAGCCUCCAACCAAUGAGAGAGAUCAGCAAAUUUUAGAGGGACAGAGCAGAAUCAAUAAAGUGCCAAGUACAGGUCUGGCAUUUGUAAAUAAAAAGGUGGUGGAGGUUGUUAACCUGUCGGUGUCAUGCGCUCCCACGUGCCUGCCCUUCUCAUCUGUACUACGCGAUUCACCUUCGGUCAGUGGAAUCUCCACACGACAGGCCACCUCACCCAUUACCCAUCAACCUCUGGGCUCCUUCGGGAUCAUCUCCUCCAACUCCUUCUUUGGUGCUGACCAGGAAAUCAAUGAGAGGAUGAUAAACUUCUUUAAGGCAAAGGAAGCCCUGCUGAGGGAGCUGGUGUUCAGGGGCACUCUCUACAGUGAUCUGCCUUACCUCGCGUCUGAACAUCCUUACUUUCCACCUGAAGAAGACGACACAGAGUUUGAGGAUGGGAUCCACCUGGUGGUGUGCGUCCACGGACUUGAUGGUAACAGCGCAGAUCUGCGGUUGGUCAAGACUUUUGUAGAGCUCGGGCUGCCAGGAUCUAGACUGGACUUCCUCAUGUCAGAACGCAACCAGACAGACACGUUUGCAGAUUUUGACACCAUGACUGACAGACUUCUGGAUGAGAUCAUUCAGCACAUCCAGCUGUACAACCUCACUAUCCACCGCAUCAGUUUUAUUGGACACUCUUUGGGGAAUGUCAUCAUACGUUCUGUACUGACCCGACCCAGAUUCCGCUGUUACCUUUGUAAACUCCACACCUUCCUAUCUCUGUCUGGUCCCCACCUGGGAACACUGUAUAAUAACAGCACACUGGUCAGCACAGGUCUGUGGCUAAUGCAGAAACUGAAGAAGUCCGGCUCUCUGCUGCAGCUCACGUUCAGAGAUCACACCGACCCGCGACAGACCUUCCUCUACACGCUCAGCAAAAAACCAGGUCUGCAGUUCUUCAAGAAUGUGGUCUUGGUGGCCUCACCACAGGACAGAUAUGUGCCCUUUCACUCGGCCCGAAUUGAGAUGUGCCGGACAGCCCUUAAAGACAGAACCACAGGUCCAGUAUACACAGAGAUGAUCAAUAACUUACUCCAGCCACUUUUAAGUGCUCCAAACUGUCGUCUCAUCCGACAGAACGUGUUUCACGCGUUGCCAAACACCGCAAACACACUGAUCGGCCGCGCAGCUCACAUCGCCGUGCUCGACUCCGAACUCUUCUUGGAGAAGUUCCUACUGGUGGCCGGACUCAAUUACUUCAAGUAGAUGGCAUCAUGCUUCAAGUUCUGCUGGAGAGCCAAUCAGAGUAACGGUACAUCAGCGUUUCUUUUCAGAGUUAUAUAUUUUUUGUCAGUAAAUUUGGACGCAAGAAAAAAAAAGCAAUUUGAAGAUUCAGACUGUAAAUCAGAAUACAUUUAUGUAAAAUCUGUACAGAAAAGAACAUUGUAUAUUAUGAAAAAAUAAGGAAACUGACCUGCUGGAGCUCGCCUUAACGAAGCUUUACGACGUAGUAACUUAAACGCUGAAUACUUGUAACUGGAGCGUUAAUCGUUUGAUUGUAAAUUCCGUGUGUAGAUGAUGUCGUUACGACAGAAUUUUGGUUGUUCAUUCCCUCCAGUCACCGAGCUUCAUAUCUACUGCGCCGUUCGUAACUUGAAGAGGUCGAUAUCACUGGAGAUCAAUACUUGAAGAUUAUACUUAGUAUUUGAGUUUUCGCUUAAUCAGUGUUUUCAUCUUUCUUUUUACCGACUUAUUCUAAUUUAAUAGUUUGUGUUCGGGCUGCACGAUAUUGGAAAAAUAUGUGAUGUUGUUGAGUAUUGCGAUAAAGACAUUUCAAUAUAACACUUCUCUAGAGAAAAAAAAUGCAAUUUUUAUUUAUUUAUUUAAAAUAAACAGGUAAAAGAUACAGUUGACGUCAAAAUUAUUAGCCCUCCUGUGAAUUAUUUUCCAAUAGAGCAAGGAAUUUUUCACAGUAUUUCCUAUCAUAUUUUUUCUUCUUGAGAAGGUCUUAUUGGUUUUAUUUUGGCUAGAAUGAAAGCAGUUUUGAAUUUUACAUAUCAAUAUUAAUAGCUCCCUUAAGCAAUAUAUUUUUUGAUUAUCUACAAAACAAAACAUAAUUAUACUAUGAUUUGCCUAAUUAACUUACCUACUUAAGCUAAUUAACCAGCUAAUUAAGCCUUUAAAUGUCACUUUUAAGCUGAACUCUAGUAUCUUGAAAAAUAUCGAGUCAAAUAUCAUGUUUCAUCAUGAUGGCAAAGAUAAAACAAUCCAGAUUUCAGAAAUGAGUUAAUAAAACUAUUAUGUUUAGAGAUCUGUUGAAAAAAAAAAAAAAUAACUUAUUUUAAUUAGUAGAAAUUUUGGGGGAAGAUAUAGAGGGGGGCUAAUAAUUCUGGGUACACCUUUCAGCUUAUAUCAAAGCAGCAACUACUGGGGAGGCGGGGCUAAAGAUAAUAAUGCCCCAUAUGAAUUACCGACGCAUAAAUUAAAUGCCAUUGAUCACAAAUGUCUGUGAUGCGCAUUUCUGGAUACAAUUAUCGCGAUAAGGAUAUAUUGUGCAGCCCUAGUGUGUGUUUCAGCUGUUUCAUGUUGUGAAGUGAGAAUCUCACUGUGAAAUAAGCCAAAUCCAUCAUGUUUUUUACAUAUGGCGGUAAAACUCAUUGUCUUUUUCUGCAGUAAACGGGUUCAUAUACUGUAAGCGAAUGUGAUCUGAAUGUGUUUACCAUUUCAGCCUUAACUAUAGUAUGACAGAGUAUUUGUUUUGUUGAUUCACUUGAUAUGAAACGAGCCAUUCACUCACUCAUUGUGUCAUAGCAAACAAGUUCGUUUUUCUUCCAUCGAACACAAGAGUACAGCAGUGUGGAGCUUCGAAUACAGUGAGGUAUGAAAUCGUGACUCAAUCAGUCGUUACGACAAAUGUUGUUUUUAUUUAACUCUUUUGCUGCUGAUUGAUCAUUACACUGAGCAUCCAUGGAUAUUCCCUUUUAAAUAAUAGCAUUUCAAGGUCAUCGCUACAUUUUUGAGUUUGCAUGGGUUUUUGGAUAAAACUGUCAACAGUUUUAUCAACGAAAAUGUGUUUUUACAGCAGGGGAAAUAAGUAUUGAACGCGUCAUGUUUUUUUUAAAAUGGGAAUAAUCUUUAUAAAGGAGCUUUUAACGUGGAAUCAAACCAGAUUUUUUUUCGAAACCCAAACUAUACAAACAUAAAAAAAAUAAAAAUAAAAAAUCUGAAAAAAAUUAUGUUUAAUAAGAAUGAAAUGACACAAGAAAAAAACUACUGAAUGCUUUAUGUAAAAAGCUUUUUUGUGAUGGCAGCUUAAAAAGAAAUUGAAGUCAUGGAGGUUAAAGUCACAUGCAUUGCUCAGGAUGUAAAAAUCUUGAUGGUUCUGUGGGCCUCAUUUAUCAAAUCUGAUUUUUAUUUUGUAUUCUCAAUUGGAUUCAAGUCAGGUAAUUGGCUGGGCCAUUCUACAGCAUGAUUUUUUUUCUCUGGAAGCAUUCACGAGUUUUCCUGCCUGUGUUUUAGAUCAUUGUCUUGCUAAAAUGUCCACCCUGCUUUCUUCUUCAUUCUCCUGGUAAUGUAGUUGUUGGGCUGUAGCAGCGGAUAUUAAUUUUGAGGAAGGGCAGGGGGUUGCUGAUUAACUACUGAGAGAUUUCAGUUGCUGUCUGGGUUUUCAAUGGCUUUCUACACCUUCCUUUCUUCAUGUGUACUUUUUCCCCUGCAUUAUUUAUUAGCACAUAACUUCAUUUGUAAACUAAUUAGAUUUGUUUUCUUUGCAUAUAUGGAUUUCUUUGGUUGCUGUCAACAUCUGGUGAAAAAAGUCAACGGCACCUUUAGAAAUAUGUUUUCUGAGUAAAAUGGUGACGUGUUAAAUAUUUAUUUUCCCCGCUGUAUGUGAAACCCCUUUUUAUGUGAAACCCCAUUUUGUUUCAAAAGCACGUUUGACUGUAAAUUGAGAUCAAGUGUCCCAAUGUUGAUUGUGGUUGUUUCCCUUUUGUGUUUGAUUUACGUUUUUGUGUGCUAAUGGUUGACUAUGCGUCUGCGCAAUGUGAAAUGAGCGAAACUGUUUAAAUCCCCAUGCCCUUGUGUUGACAAGACACUGCUUUUGCUCUUUUCUGAUCCAUUUUACCAUGUCUUAUUUCCUACACAAAUAUUAAUAUGAAAAUUAUAUAAUCAGUCAUAAUUAUAAAAAACUUUCAUUGCGUACUUUACUUUUUUUUUUAUUUAAAGCCUUUUAAAAUACAAUUUCUCCUUUGGCAAGUCGGGGUUAUUCGACCAAAAAUAUUACUUUCCUUACUUUUCAAAGUAAAAGAUUAGUAUUUAGUUUUCUAAAAAUUAUGUACAAAUGUCAUUUUUGUUGUUGUAAUUGAUUAACGAUUUUUUUUACUCUAUGAAAAACGUCAGCAACUAUGUGUGUGCGCAUUAUGAAAUGAAUGAAACAGUUUCAAAUUUCAUGUCCUAGUGUUAACAUUGCACUGUUUUUGCUCUUUUCCAAUCCAUUUUACCACAUCGUGUCUUAUUUACCACGCUGAUAAUCAUAUGAAACCAAUAUAUUAUAAUAUAACAAUCAUUCAUUCA